AUGAGCUUAGAAUCUCACAAUCAAGGCCAAAGGCUACAAUCGGAGAAACAAGCAGCAUCCCGGAAAGCCUCGAAAACAGCAACAACGUCAUUCAGAGAACCCAAUGUGCAUGACCUCGAGCUUGAUCUUGAGGGCCUCAUGGAUAACGAGCAUACCGAUCCCGACGAGCACAGAUCCAGUACUUCUCCAGCUUCCUACAAUGGGUCUGAAAAUGACCCCUCACAAGCCUCGUUUCACGAGACCGGUGGCAGGGACCCUAUUGAUGAUUCCGAGUACGACUUCUACGCGUCUACAAAACACAUUGCCCAUGUGUACCGCGCGCUCAAAGCGAUCCAGCCCGCAGCUAAAGUCUACGAAGGUGGUCAAGGUGUUAGCGGGAAUUCCUACGCGCGCUCAAUGGGUACAGGUCGCGGGAACCCGUUCACAACCCAGAGCACGCAGCGGCACCGCAAGCCAGGAGAUACAACGCAGACACCUGGGAUGGCCGGGUUUGAUUUGGAUCAUGAUAGUGAUGGGGAUCUAAGCCAUGGAGCACAUUUUGCAACAGAGGAAGAAGAAGCACUUGCACGAAUGGUGAGCAAGGAUGUACCUGUGACAGUCAUGAUUGAUGAAAACGGACUUGCGUUCAAUAUGGGUCGUAUCCAUAUGGGGAUUGCUCGUGUGUACCUGGAACGUGCGCUGUUUGCAACUUACCGAAAAUCGGACCCAGAUGCCCUUUACACUUUUGCAUUACCAAUGCACCGGCUGUUACAAUGCCUCAAGAUCCUGGCAGCCAGCGAAACUGCAGCAUCGCGGAGUGGAACUACGAGGCAGGGAGGAGGUGGUGGAGGUGGAGGGUAUGAUGAUAGUGAAAAUGACGAGUUUACAGGAGAAAACAGUACAAGACGACGGAACCCACAGAGGCCUGGUCGGGCUAGAGGUGAAGAUGAAAACUUGAGAUCAAAUAUGAUUUGCCGUAUCAAGUAUAAGGCAACAGGAGAUGAGACGUUUGUACUGGUUUUUGAGGACGGCCAGAACAUGGCAAUCAAGUGUGAGUUCCCCGUGCUCACCGUAGAUCCCUACAGUGAAACGUUGCCUUUGGGUAGUGACGAGGAGGACGAGAUUAAUGAUGAGUAUGAUGAUGAGGAAGAUGAAGAAGAAGAUGAUGAAGAAUACGAAGAAGACGAAGAGGAAGAAGUUGAGAAAGAAAAAGAUCUUAAUGUAUCUCAAAUCUCAGAUUCCGAAGAAGAAGAAGAAGAAGACAACGAUCUUUUUUUCGGGCGCAAGAAGGACGAUGAAAAAGAGUUACGAAAACAAGAACGCGAGCAGGCUCGCGAAGAACGUCGCAAAGUGCUCCGUGAGCAGCGGCGCGAACUACGGAAAGAACAGCGGCGUGAGCAGAGACGGCUAGAGCAUCAGACUGGCCGAGUAAUGGGGCUAGACAUUUCCAAUCUUCGAUUCAAAGUGUUAUUUCGCGGCAAGAUUUUAGCGCAAAAGUUGCACGAGAUGAUAGUGUUACAGACAUCAAGGCUCCAGAUCCGGGCAUCGAACGAGGCACCACGACUCACAUUUGUGUCCAAGGCUGAAAUGUCCGACUCGGCACAGUAUUUCCCAGAAGAAGACGCGUUCCCUGGGAUCGAGCGGUUUUAUUUGUGGACACAAACAGAGCCUGUACGUGACAAAAGUCAACGUACAGAACAAGAAGAAGACGAGGACGAAGAACAGGCAUUGGAUGAAGACGUUGCAACGUUUUGGUACGACUUUAGACAACUCACCAUGGCCAUCGAGGGUAUUAGUAUCGGAGAAACACAAAACAUUCGCUGUGACUGGAACGGGUUUAUGGGAAUUCAGUCUAAGUAUGUGGUGGACCGCGAGCAACGUAUCUACAUUUUCUUUGAUUUUAGGUUUUCUGCGCUUCACGACUGA
Molecule: messenger RNA, 1905 nt
Organism: Magnusiomyces paraingens
Lineage: Eukaryota; Fungi; Ascomycota; Dipodascomycetes; Dipodascales; Dipodascaceae
Exons: 1
Coding region: 1-1905 (634 amino acids)
Biological process (GO): DNA repair; DNA damage checkpoint signaling
Cellular component (GO): checkpoint clamp complex
Source: RefSeq, a predicted model, not a curated record